This is a messenger RNA of Cloeon dipterum, 3882 nucleotides long. It is a transcript of the gene Plc21C, whose product is annotated as Phospholipase C at 21C. Gene Ontology annotation, biological process: release of sequestered calcium ion into cytosol; lipid catabolic process; phosphatidylinositol-mediated signaling. Gene Ontology annotation, molecular function: calcium ion binding; phosphatidylinositol-4,5-bisphosphate phospholipase C activity. The record is from RefSeq and is a predicted model, not a curated record. Bases 128 to 3661 code for a protein of 1177 amino acids. NCBI's taxonomy places the organism in Eukaryota, Metazoa, Arthropoda, Insecta, Ephemeroptera, Baetidae. The transcript is spliced from 18 exons.
CCAAUCAGAGAUCAGAGCCCACUCGAGGACGAUCAUCAGGCGGAUGCACGGAAUUGGCAAUUUUGUGGCUGGUCUCUGCAGAAUUUCGGGGUGCACCAUGAGCACUUGCAGCCGCCACUAACGGGCCAUGGCCGCCACCACCCCCAGAGCUGGGGCUCGGCCCCUGGAAGUGCCCCGGGCCCUUCAGGAGGGUGAUAAAUUCGUGCGCUGGGACGAGGACUCGGGCGUAGGGUGCCCUGUGACUCUGAGGGUGGAUCCCAAUGGUUUCUAUCUGUAUUGGACCGACCAGAAUAACGAGGUGGACAUGAUUGACCUGGUCACCGUCAGGGACACCCGAAACGGGAAGAACGCUAAAAUACCAAAGGACCCAAAGUUAAGACAGGUGGUGUGCAUGGGGUCGCAGGAACCCUUGGAGGACAAGACACUCACAGUUUGUUACGGAUCUGAUUUUGUGAACCCGAACUUUGUCAACUUUUGCUGUUCAAACAAAGAGACAGCCGAGAUGUGGGCCAAUGAAGUGGUGCGACUGGCUUACAACUUGGUGCAACUCAAUGGGCCCACUUCGAUGUUUUUGCUAAAAGCACAUACUCGGCUGACACUCAUGGCGGACAAAGCUGGCAAAAUACCUGUGAAAAACAUUUUAAAGACAUUUGCCCAGAACAAAGAAGACAGGAAGAGAGUGGAGAAAGCUUUGGAGGCGUCUGGGCUCCUCUCAGGAAAGAAUGACUUCAUUCCAGUCUCGAAAUUCCAAUAUGAAGACUUUUUUACUCUGUAUAAGAAUCUGACCCAAAGGACAGAGCUUGAGUCCAUCUUCGACUCACUUUGUGGCGGCUCAAAGCGCAAAUUGAUGGCGGCUGAACAGUUUGUGGAGUUCUUGAACAAAUCUCAACGAGACCCACGGCUCAACGAAAUACUCUACCCUUAUGCAAAUGUGGAGCGAGCCAAAGAUCUCAUCACCCAACACGAACCAAACAAAAGCAACGCCCAGAGAGGUGUUCUGAGUCUGGACGGUUUGCUGCGAUACCUGCUUAGUGAAGACAACCCGGUCGUUUCCUCAGCCAAGUCUUAUCAGUUGGACGAUAUGGACCAGCCCUUGCCUCAUUACUUUAUCAACUCUUCUCACAAUACAUACCUCACAGGCCACCAGCUGACAGGAAAGUCGUCUGUUGAGAUCUAUCGGCAGUGCCUGCUGGCAGGCUGCCGAUGCGUGGAGCUCGACUUUUGGAACGGCCGCACUGAGGAACCCGUGAUCGUUCACGGCUACACUUUUGUACCUGAGAUCUCUGCAAGGGAGGUGAUCGAGGCCAUUGCAGAGACCGCUUUCAAGACUUCCGACUACCCUGUGAUUCUGUCUUUCGAAAACCACUGCAAUACCCGCCAACAAGCUAAAAUUGCCCAAUACUGUCGUGAAUUCUUCGGGGACAUGCUACUUGAUAUACCCCUGGAUUCUUUUAAGCUGGAGCCCGGCAGCGUUUUACCGCCCCCAGCUGCAUUGAGGCGCAAGAUCAUAAUUAAGAACAAGAAAAAGCAUCACAAAAAGGGGCACGCCGCCCCAAGUGGAUUAGCAGCAGCUGCUGUCGCCUCUGCCCUUCCUGUCACGCAGCACGGGAAUGGAGAGGUACCAGCUUUGUUGAAGGACAACAGUCGAGAAAGUCGUGAUGAGGAGGAACCAAAUGAUGAAGAUGAAGAGAGCAGCUCUGAGGAGGAGGAAGAAGUUGAAAAAUUGGCUAACAAAGCACCAGACGAGAAGUCAACUCGCGAGACGGAGGCUGGCGAAGAGCUCUCUGCCCUGGUCAACUACGUACAGCCGGUUCACUUUACAUCAUUCGAAAACGCUGAAAAGAAAAAGCGAAGUUACGAAAUGAGUUCUUUUGACGAGAAGCAGGCCACAACCCUACUGAAAGAGAGGCCCAUUGAGUUUGUCAACUACAAUAAAUUCCAGCUGAGCAGAGUUUACCCUGCUGGCACCAGGUUUGACUCGUCCAACUUCAUGCCACAAGUGUUCUGGAACGCAGGCUGCCAGCUGGUGGCCCUGAACUACCAGAACCUAGAUUUGGCAAUGCAGUUAAAUCUCGGCAUCUUUGAGUACAACCAGCGUUGUGGCUACCUUCUGAAACCAGAGUACAUGCGCCGCAGAGACCGGAGGUUUGAUCCUUUUGCCGAGUCCACAGUAGAUGGCAUAAUAGCCGGCACUGUUUCAGUUCAGGUCAUUUCUGGUCAAUUCUUGACAGAUAAAAGGGUUGGCACGUACAUUGAAGUCGACAUGUUUGGUUUACCGGCUGACACAGUACGCAAGAGGUUCAAAACCAAGAUUGUACCUGUCAAUGGAAUCAAUCCGCUGUUUGAGGAAGAGCCGUUUGUGUUCAAAAAGGUGGUUCUCCCAGAGCUGGCCACUCUCCGACUGGCCGCAUAUGAAGAAUCUGGCCGGCUGAUUGGACAUCGAGUGAUACCCGUGGUCGGCCUUUGCCCUGGCUACCGCCAAGUUGGCUUGCGAAACGAGUUCAGCCAGCCCAUUGGCUUGGCCUCGGUUUUUGUUCACGUUGUUGUUAAAGAUUAUGUGCCAGAUGGCUUGUCUGACUUUGCAGAAGCCUUGGCAAAUCCGAUCAAGUAUCAGUCGGAACUUGAAAAAAGAGCCCAGCAACUGAGCGUUUUGACCGAUGAUAUGGAGGAAACUUCAGAGGUUUUGGAAGACACCUUUGGCAAAGAAAAUCCCGGAACCAAAGCCCGCCGCUCUCAGCUACAUUCCACUACGUCCUCCGAACUGCCCUCGUUCUCUGCUCCUGCAACAGGAUCUUUACCCCGAGCUUCGGUUUCGAUUAAUCAGACGGAAACUACUCAAGUGGAGGAGGCAGAAUCUGUGGAAUCGCUCUCAGAGAGCACUCCAAUCGCCAAAGGAAGUCCUGGACCAACAAAUGCUCACCCGGUGUCGGCAUCAGCCAUUGCUGAGAUUUGUGCUGAGUCGUUAGAACAGCUUAUGGAGUCUAAAGUCGUGAAGGAGAAGAAAAUGGAAUUAGAGAAGAAACUGGAAAACUUGCGCAAAAAGCACGAAAAAGAGAAAGCCAGGUUUGGAGGUCAAAAGACCACAUCAGGUGAUGCUGACAAAUCCAAGGGGAAAUUCUACAUGAGCCACAAACUAGUCAAAAGGCUCUCAAGCAAAAAUAUUGAGGUUGAAGAGCCUACUGAAAGUGACCCAGAGUCGAGAUCAAAAGGCCUAGCUCGUGAACACCUUGCUCAAGAAAAAGACCUGCAGGAGAAAUACCAUGAAACUGUCUUCUCUACUCUGGAGAAGGUCAUGAAGGCCUCUCAGGCUGCUCAGCUGAAAAUGCUGGCUACUUUGGUCGAAAGGGAAACUGCCGAGGUGAUGAAGAAACUGGAAAGCGUGCGGCGGGACGAGGUCAAGGCGUUGGCAAAAAUACACAAAGACAAGGACGAAUUGGUGCGCAUCAAAAGAGAGGUUGCCAGCAGCAUCGUCGAAAAGGGUGUCUCUGAGCGGGUGCGCCUCAAGGAGGCAUAUCGCAAAAGACAAGAGGACCUAGAGAGACAGCAUGCAGACGUCAGGGCCCGGUUUGACGAGGAGCGGUCUAAGAUGAAGAUGGCUCUAUCCAGGGAAUACGACGGACGCCUGGCCCUGAUUAGCGAAGAAGGCGGAUCUGGCACCUGAGACAUGCGUCGAAGUAGUUAUAGACAAUCAUGGAUCACUACUCUAGCAUUCCCUCGGCCUACAUUCCUUCUCGGCCUAUCCUUGUGUGUGUUCUCACUGGGUUGAACCCUUGAAUGUGAUAAUAUCAUGUGGUAGUAAUAAGUAAUGAAUGUCAUUAUUCAUCAGUGUUACCAACUAAUAAUUAAUAAAGACAUCCGAGGCAAUAUCCCAGCAAUUACGGA